Molecule: messenger RNA, 1652 nt
Organism: Hypanus sabinus (Atlantic stingray)
Lineage: Eukaryota; Metazoa; Chordata; Chondrichthyes; Myliobatiformes; Dasyatidae
Product: endoplasmic reticulum resident protein 27-like
Exons: 7
Coding region: 110-925 (271 amino acids)
Biological process (GO): response to endoplasmic reticulum stress; protein folding
Cellular component (GO): endoplasmic reticulum
Source: RefSeq, a predicted model, not a curated record
GUGUCAGCAUUAUAAUUCAGCCACGCAUCAGGUGGAGAGCUCGGGAGGCCACAGCUAACGUCUUGCUUGUGUGUGAGUGUGUGUGUUUGUGUUGUGUGAGCCACUGAAAAUGACCUCCCGCUCCCUGUUCCUCUUCAUUCUACUCUCCCUCAGGGCUGGAGGUGACUUCCCCACCCAGGACGCUGGCCAGCAGGGAGAGGAACAGCCUCCUCCAGCAGAUGAGGCGCAAUCGGUGCGAGUGCUGAAUGACGUGCCUGGUGCUGAAGCCUUUAUCCGGACCGCCCCGGUUACUGUCGUCGGGUUUCUCAAGGAUCAGAACUCCUUGGAGGCAAAGGCUUUUGGCGAUGUGGCUCGGAAACUGAGAAGAUUACCUUUUGCCGUAACUUACAACGCAACCCUUUGGGAGAAGUUUAACAUCAGCAGGAACACCAUUACCCUUUUCAAAAAGUUCGAUGAAGGGCGCGCUGACUACGCCUUCGAGGAAGGUCACCUGAAGCCGAACGUCACGAAGAUUAUUUACUUCCUGCAACACAAUGAACUCCACCUGGUGACUGAGUACAAUCCUACGCAUGCAGGCCAGAUCUUUGGGUCGGGGAUUCCUACUCAGCUCCUUCUGCUUGUCGGCAAGACAUCGAAAGAGUAUCAGCCUCUGCUCGAGAAGUUCAAAGGUGUCGCCCCUGAGUUUCGGGGGGAGGUCAUCUUUGUUCUGGUCGACACGGACAAGAAGGUAAAUCAACGAGUGAUUAAGUUCUUCAAAGUGAAGGAGCCGGAUUUGCCUGUGAUCUGCUUCUUCCACGUGGCGUCAAACGCAGUGAAGGUGAUGAAGACAAGCGAAAUCAACCCUGAUGCCAUACGGAGGUCCUACACUAACUUCAUAGAAGAUAUUGAGGAGCUGCCGAAGAAACACCCGUCGGAGGAGCUGUGAAUCGCAAGGAUCCUCUUUAAGCCGUUCAUGUUGUGUUCAGUCACUGAAAUAAAGACACACCCUCUGAUCACUGCGAAGAGUUUGCUUCAACACCUGUUAUCAACCAGAGGAGCAGAAUUGGGCCAUUCAGUCCAUCGAGUCUGCUGUGCCAUUCUGUCAAGGCUGAUUUAUUCUCACGCUCAAUCUCAUUCUCGCGCCUUUUGCCCAUAACUUUUGAUACCCUUACUAAUUAAGUACCUAUCACCCUCUGCUUUACCCAAUGACAACCUCUGCAGCUGUUUAUGAUAAUAAAUUCCACAGAUUCACCACCCCCCCCACCGGCUAAAGAAAUUCCUCCACAUCUCUGCUCUAAAUGGAUGUCCCUCGAUUCUGAGGCUGUGCCAUCUGGUCGCAGACACCCCCACUUUAGGAAAUAUCCUCUAUCCACUAUUGAAGUCUUUCCAUAUUCGGUAGGUUUCAAUGAGAUUCCACCCCACCUCCCCCAUUCUUCGAGGCUCCAGUGAGUACAGACCCAGAGCCAUCAAAUGCUCCUCAUACUUUAACCCUUUCGUUCCUGGGAUAUUGGCUGUAGGUCAAAUAUUAACCUGACUUUCCAUUCAAAUAAUGAUCGACAGACCCAUACAUGUCAACCAGACUCACUUUAUCCUAUCUUUCCCCGUUCCAAUUUGUAUCUCCUUUUUGGGAUUUUAAAAUCACUCAUUAAAACUACAGUGAAACUAAAUCUCCG